UACUCAUAUGGUGACUCUAUGGCAUUCUGAGUAUGAAAUGCAUUUUGUAUUUAACCACAACCACUUUUAUGUUUUCUAUCUUGCACUUAUUUCUUCCUUAUUUUCGUGUUGGUUGCAAGACACAUGGACUAAGAGUUGGGCAAGAAGCUGCAAAGAAAGGAAUCGGAUUCAUUGAGGCAUUUGCAUUGAUUGGGAAGGAGGAGGGUAUCAAAGGAUAUUGGAAAGGAAACCUUCCACAGGUGAUACGGAUCAUACCUUAUAGUGCGAUGCAGUUAUUUGCUUUGGAGAAAACUUUAACACUGAAACAUUUUCAAGGAAAGGAUGGUGUGCUUUCUGUCAUUGGAAGACUAGCAGCAGGUGCUUGUGCUGGCAUGACUUGUGAAGAAGUAGAAGUUGGUUCGGGAGAAGAGGAAUUAAAAGAUACGCCUACUAGUCCGGUGACAGAAGUUUCAAAUGAAACUACAAAUUCAACAGAGUAA
This is a messenger RNA of Solanum stenotomum, 479 nucleotides long. RefSeq names its product thylakoid ADP,ATP carrier protein, chloroplastic-like. Lineage: Eukaryota; Viridiplantae; Streptophyta; Magnoliopsida; Solanales; Solanaceae. The transcript has 5 exons. The coding region runs from base 33 to 479 and encodes 148 amino acids. Gene Ontology annotation, cellular component: thylakoid membrane. The record is from RefSeq and is a predicted model, not a curated record. Gene Ontology annotation, molecular function: ATP transmembrane transporter activity.